This is a messenger RNA of Dunckerocampus dactyliophorus (ringed pipefish), 3132 nucleotides long. It is a transcript of the gene racgap1, whose product is annotated as Rac GTPase activating protein 1. The transcript is spliced from 17 exons. Lineage: Eukaryota; Metazoa; Chordata; Actinopteri; Syngnathiformes; Syngnathidae. Bases 264 to 2150 code for a protein of 628 amino acids. Gene Ontology annotation, biological process: signal transduction. The record is from RefSeq and is a predicted model, not a curated record.
UGGUAGCAUCUACCGUCUUACGAACAGAACAUAACGGUCGCGUUAUGUUCUGCUGUCUGUCUUGAUAUGUUCGCUUGUGAGGUAAUAUAAUGCAGGAGAUACGCUAACGUAACUAAAACACGAUUUGCGAACUUUCGACUUUAGCUAGGCUACACAGUGUGUAAAGCCAUUUAAAGCUGCCAUUACAAUGCAUUGAUAAGACAAUAGCCACCUCAGCAAGUACGCUGUCCAGAAAAAAAAAACAAGGAACUGCUAACGCCAUCAUGGAGAACGCCGCGCUGAGUCUCCAGGGUUUAUACGAGAAGAUGCUGGCUCAAGUGGAUGCUCUCAACGAGGGCAUUGAACCCAACUUCAUUCGCAUGGCCCAGAAUUUUGACGACUGCCGCCGCAAGUGGCUCAACACAGAGAUGGAGUUGGGAUCCUGCAAGGAGAUCCUCACCAAAACUGAGACUGAGAGAAGCGCCCUGGAAGUCAAGCUGAAGCACGCCCGCAACCAAAUGGACGUGGAGAUGCGGCGCCGGCAGAAAGCUGAGAGCGACUGCGAGAAGAUGGAUCGGCAGAUUCAGUUGAUAAAGGAUCUCCUGACCAGCGAGGGCUCUUCCAGCAGCAUUCAGCUUAGCGCAGAGCAGCGCUCCGCUCUAGCCUUCCUCAACCCAAACUGCCAGGGAGUGUCCACGCUGAAUACAAGCAAAAGACUGACUACCAUAGACGAGUCGGGCUCCAUCCUGUCAGAUAUCAGCUAUGAUGACUCUGUUAAUACCCCCUGGGACACCUCCAAUGUGAAAAUGCGCCUCAGGAGGCGCGAAAAGAGGCGCUCGUCCAGGCAUCAUGUGGACGGCCCGCCGGUGGCCUCGAAAAGAUCUCGGUCAACUGGGAAAACCACCAACAAGGAGAAUGAGGCCCUCGUGACCACCACGACAGUGACCGUCCCCGCUGACGGCGGACCCGUUGAAGCGGUCUCCACCAUCGAGACCAUCCCAUACUGGACUCGUAGCCGGAGACAGACUGCUGCCAUGGAGUGGGACUCAACGUCCGUCACGUCGGAGGAUGUCUUCAAGCCGCCCGGCCAGCCCGAGGUGGACAAAAUAACCGAGCCUAGCACGCCGCAGAAAAAUGACGGCGUCCGUCACCAUGAGUUUGUCUCCAAAACGGUCAUCAAGCCAGAGUCCUGCGUGCCGUGCGGCAAGAGGAUCAGAUUUGGCAAGAUUGCCCUCAGGUGCCGCGACUGCCGCGUGGUCGCCCACCCGGAGUGCCGCGAGCGCUGCCCUCUGCCGUGCAUCCCCAGCCUGGGGGCCACGCCCGUGAAAAUUGGGGAGGGCGUGCUUGCGGACUAUGUCCCCGACGUUUCGCCCAAGAUCCCCCCUCUGGUGGUCCACUGCGUCGGUGAGAUCGAGCAGCGAGGGAUGCAUGAGGCGGGUCUGUACCGUCUGUCCGGUGCCAACCGCACGGUGAAGGAGCUGAAGGAGAAGUUCCUGCGCAGCAAAACCGUUCCCGUGCUGAGCAAAGUGGAGGACAUCCACGCCAUCACCGGACUCCUCAAGGACUUCCUGCACAACCUCAAGGAGCCUCUCCUCACCUUCCACCUCAACAGCCAGUUCAUGGACGCAGCCGAGGUGUCCGAUGACGACAACAGCAUCGCCCUGAUGUACCAAACCGUCGGUGUCCUGCCGCAGGCCAACAGAGACACUCUGGCCUUCUUGGUCCUUCACCUCCAGAGAGUCGCAGAGAGUUUGGACACGAAGAUGAACGUGGCUAACCUGGCUCGGGUGUUCGGACCCACCAUCGUGGGCCACGCCGUCGCCAACCCGGAGCCAAUGACCAUCCUGCAGGACACCAAGCGCCAACCAAAGGUGGUGGCGCGUCUGCUGAACCUGCCAGCGACUUACUGGGCCCAGUUUGUCAAGUCCGAGAACGAGCGGCAGCGCUCGGAUCCCCUCGUCAUCCAGAACGCCAACUGCUACACGCCCGAGAGAGUGACCUUACUCGGGCCUCUGACCACGCCGGAGCACCAGCUCAACAAGACGCCGUCCUCCAGCUCGCUGUCGCAGCGCAUGAAGUCCACGCUGACGCCCAUAUUUGGGAGCAGGAGCAAGUCAACGGCUGUGCUUCCUCACCAAGGAAAGUUCUUCCAAUCUCCACAGCUUAGAUGAGUCCCUUUGUUCUGUUUUAUUUUGUUUUUCCAAAACACACCAGCAGCCCAUGAGAAGCUUUUUUUUUUUUUCUUUUAUUACUCAAACUUUGUGUGUAACACUAGCUAGUUGAAGUCCAUGUAUGCUUUUGACGAUGGUGUUUUUGACUUAAGCAUUUCUUUCCGCGGUUUUUUCAACCCAUGUGUCACUCAGCGGUUGAAAAGACGUUUUUGGGGUUUUUUUUUAGACAUUUCAACACCAAACAGCUCGUUUUAUCUUGACCUAGCUUUGACGUUGUUAACUUACAUUUAGCUCGUUGCCCGUCCUGCUCGGUUUAAACUCCUCUUUUGUACGUUUGCUUGCUGUUAAAAGCUCAGUUAGCGCGGCAUCACGCCGCCAUUAGCACACACGUUUCCUGAUCAGAUGCACGUUUGUAAAGGUUGUGUAUCGCUAAAAUAUAUUUCUAACAUUUACAUCAGCGUCUCAUGUCAUUUUUGCCUGGAACUUUUAUCAGGGUCAAGAUGGGUAGACCUUAGACCUGGACCAGGGGUGUUCAAACGUUUGCCAGAUGAAAAAGCCUAUUACUUCACUCCUUUUUCCCCAUUUUUGCUGGGUUUUUUAAUGUAUUUUCCAAAUAUUUCAACUUGUUUCUUAAAUAAUCUUUGUACAUUUUAUUGGCUUUAUUUCUGUAAUAUUCAAACAAAAUGUUUCAAAAAUGACAACUUUAGUUUGUUUUCAUAAUGUUGCAACUUUUGGAUAAAUACCACCGUUUGUCCACUCGAUGCUACUAAAAUAACAUUUUUGCUCAUGAGUUUAUUCUUGUAAAAUUGCAACUUUUUUUCUGUUAAUAUUUGGACUUUUUAUCUUGUAAAAUUACAGCUGUUUUUUUUUUUAUAUAUAUUUCUGCUGUUUUACAAGUAUUUCAACUUUCUGUGUGAAUUUUUUUUCUUGGAAUAAUGACUUUAUUCCCAUAAAUUUUGACUUCAUUCUCGUAAUAUAACUU